GUCGAGAUGAACGGGUUUAACUACGAGAUUGAACCAAGUUGUGAUUCAGAUAUUUAUAGCAAAUACAGCGACGGACCUCAGUCGACUUUCCGGCUCCUUCUCCAACCGUUUACACGCUCCUUUCGUGCAUCCUUCAGCCCAGGAUCGCAAGUACUCAUCCUCGUCGGGUACGGUCAGAAUUGGGACGGACUAUCUAGACAUAGGGGUAACAAGGGUGUUGGCGUUACGUAUUCCCUUCCUGCAAGCUGUCAGUGGAACGACACGUAUCGCAGUAUUUUCGAUGGCCUUUCAAAGCAUAAUUCCACGCCUGUCUUUCUCGUAAGGCCAUCUCUUGUUCUUUGUGCAGAUUUGUCCUGGGCUCUCUCUGUUGUCGCUGUCUCGUUCGCGUCCAUACGUGCAAGGCUCAAGGUCCCAAGAUCCUUAUCCCUUUUUUUCUUGCCUCGAAUAUUUGCUCAGGCAUUCCUAUUUGACAUCUUUUGACAAUCCUGACUCCACAAUUCACCUCUUCGCGUUUCCAAGGCUCUCUCUCCUAAAGGAAGGAUUGGUGGGCCAUGAACUGAACUGCACCACCAGACCGAACACAGAGGGGAUUCGGUGAUUACACACGUCUACAGAUGUAAAGAUGAAGAGAAUAUCACUGAGUUGGGGCGUUCCAACAUCGCGGACGCUUUAUCAAACUUCUCUGUCAGCUCCGCAUUGCCAAUGACCUUUGCCGC
Somion occarium is the source of this 716-nucleotide messenger RNA. The record is from the annotation of a GenBank genome assembly. NCBI's taxonomy places the organism in Eukaryota, Fungi, Basidiomycota, Agaricomycetes, Polyporales, Cerrenaceae.